AUGGAUGCAAGUGGUUAUAUAGAAAACGAUUCUAAAGCUAUGGUUUUACUUAUGGGAUUAAGAAGAUGUGGGAAGUCAUCGAUAUGUAAAGUUGUGUUUCAUAAUAUGCAGCCUCUGGAUACCCUAUAUUUAGAAUCAACAUCAAGCCCUUCUUUAGAACAUUUUUCGACAUUAAUUGAUUUAGCAGUGAUGGAGUUACCUGGUCAAUUGAAUUAUUUCGAGCCCAGUUAUGAUUCUGAAAGAUUAUUUAAAAGUGUGGGUGCUUUAGUCUAUGUUAUUGACUCGCAGGAUGAAUAUAUGAAUGCAAUAACUAAUCUAGCCAUGAUCAUAGAUUAUGCAUAUAAAGUCAAUCCUAAUAUUAAUAUCGAGGUUCUUAUACAUAAAGUAGAUGGGUUAAGUGAAGAUUUUAAAGUGGAUGCUCAAAGAGAUAUUAUGCAAAGAACUGGUGAAGAAUUAUUAGAAUUAGGCUUGGACGGGGUUCAAGUCUCAUUUUAUUUGACUUCCAUCUUUGAUCAUUCCAUAUAUGAAGCAUUCUCGAGAAUUGUUCAAAAACUUAUACCUGAAAUUUCAUACUUAGAAAAUAUGCUUGACAACUUAAUACAGCAUUCAAAGAUAGAAAAAGCUUUUUUGUUUGAUAUAAAUUCUAAGAUAUAUGUCUCAACUGACUCCAACCCUGUUGAUAUUCAGACUUAUGAAGUAUGUGCUGAGUUUGUAGAUGUGACUUUGGAUUUAUUCGAUUUAUACAAGAAUAGAUUAGGACCAGGAAAUAACGAUGAAGAUGGCAUAAAUAAGCCUAUUUAUCAAGAACUGAAGAAUGUUUCAGAAUUGGGAAAUGGUGUCAUUCUAUAUUUGCGUCAAAUGAUUCGCGGAUUGGCACUAGUCGCACUAAGUAGACCUAAGAAUGCAGAUGUAGAGAGUUGUUUGACUAUUGCAGACUACAAUAUUGAUAUAUUCAAAAAAGGUUUGGAAGAUAUAUGGGCUCGUUCAAAGAUUGAUAAUAGUCAAAUAAAGGCCAUACAAAAUGAGUCUGUAAACCGUUGA
Messenger RNA from Arxiozyma heterogenica, 1041 nucleotides. It is a transcript of the gene GTR2, whose product is annotated as Gtr2p. The record is from RefSeq and is a predicted model, not a curated record. Gene Ontology annotation, cellular component: Gtr1-Gtr2 GTPase complex; fungal-type vacuole membrane; nucleus. The transcript has 2 exons. Gene Ontology annotation, molecular function: GTPase activity; GTP binding. NCBI's taxonomy places the organism in Eukaryota, Fungi, Ascomycota, Saccharomycetes, Saccharomycetales, Saccharomycetaceae. Gene Ontology annotation, biological process: negative regulation of autophagy; cellular response to starvation. Bases 1 to 1041 code for a protein of 346 amino acids.